Messenger RNA from Rana temporaria (common frog), 2970 nucleotides. RefSeq names its product beta-1,3-galactosyltransferase 2-like. Gene Ontology annotation, molecular function: N-acetyl-beta-D-glucosaminide beta-(1,3)-galactosyltransferase activity. The coding region runs from base 316 to 1413 and encodes 365 amino acids. The record is from RefSeq and is a predicted model, not a curated record. Lineage: Eukaryota; Metazoa; Chordata; Amphibia; Anura; Ranidae. Gene Ontology annotation, cellular component: membrane. The transcript is spliced from 2 exons.
UUUCAUCCUAUUGCGAGACUACAAUAUACUUGUGUGAAGUAACAGUAAGUGUUUUGAAAUGUUCCUCCAGUGUCACAGCACAAUGCAGGAAAGGUGUGGUUAACAGGUGCAUUAUUAGAACAUGUAACCUUCGUGUGAUGCUAUUCACAUGCAGUUUUAAGAGAAGGUGACCAGACGCUCCUAAGACUCCUCAAAGAAAAUACACACAGAAGAUACAGGUCAUGAGCAAAUAACUAUCACAAAACAAAGCUGCAUCAGUGGAAUAAAAAUGACAAACCUGCCUUCGCAAUUUCAUGUUGAAUAACCAGAAAAUCCAUGAUGGCAUUACAUAGGAAAGUUUCAUUUUGUUCCAUUAAGACAUUUAUUUUGCUUUUAAUAUACUUAAUUGUUUCUUGCAGUGCUCUUAUUGUAUAUCUAGUUUACCACCAAGCACAUUCCACAUAUUUCACAGAAACAGUGGAUAAGAAAGAUAUUUUUUCUGGCAAUGAUGACAUGACUGAAAUUACUCAAACUUCAUUUGAAUGGAUUAGAAAGACUCUUCUUAGAAUUCCUAGCACCGUGUCAUCACCUGCUGAAGGGUAUUUAAGCAUCAAUUUCUAUCAGUAUGUUAUUAAUGAACCAAACAAAUGUAAGACUGUCAGUCCUUUCUUAGUCCUGAUAAUUGCAUCAAGUGCAGUAGACACUGAAAAGCGACAAGCCAUAAGACAAUCAUGGGGAAAUGAGUCCCUAAGAGACGGAAUUCCUAUUGUCCGUCUAUUCAUGUUAGGCAUUGAUAGAACGGUGGAACACAAUGUCAUUUUGCAGGAAAGUGAGCAAUACCAUGAUAUCAUCCAGAAAAACUUCCAGGAUACAUAUAAAAACUUGACUAUUAAAACCAUAAUGGGCAUUGACUGGGUCUCUGUCUAUUGCCCAGGAGCAAAAUAUGUAAUGAAGACAGAUUGCGAUAUGUUUGUCAACACUGAGCAUUUGCUGGACUUCUUAGAACCAAAUGCACCUAUCAAGCAAAACUAUUUUACUGGCUUUUUGCUAGAGAAUCACCAGCCACACAGAAAUAAGGAUAGUAAAUGGCACAUGCCACAUUCCCUCUACCCCUAUGAUGUCUACCCCACCUUUUGCUCAGGAACAGGCUAUGUGUUUUCUGGGGAUGUUGCACCAAGGAUUUUGAGGGCCUCUUUUAAUGUAAAAUAUGUUUACCUUGAAGAUGUGUUUGUGGGAAUCUGUCUUGACAAAGAAGGCAUACAAAUAACUCCACCUGUUGAUAGCUUUCUGUUUAAUAAUUAUAGAGUUCAGUUUAUUCCAUGUUUGUAUAAUAGGCUUAUUACUUCUCAUGAAAUAGGUCCAACGGAACUUAUUUCUUUCUGGAAACUUGUGCAGGAACAAAAAGAGACUUGUAAAAAACAAUUGGCGAAUUGAUCUAGGUAAUAACUUCCUUCAGUUUAAAUCAUUUGUACCAUUCAUUUGAUAAUGUGAUAAUAAUUAUGCUAGGCACUGCAUCAGUGCGGUAGGGUAUUGGUAAGAAAAAUGUGCAGAUGUACUAUAUCUAGCUUCAUUUUGCAUUACAUUGGAUUUGCAUGAAAUAAAUUGUAUAAAGUAACAAUAUAUUAUGGCUGUCAGAAUUGUUUAAUGCACACAUUGAAUAUGCAUGAGCCCAGGCAGAUACUAGCCUUUAAAUCUAAAUGUAUUUAAAACAAAUCAGUACAAAGGAUAUUAUUUACAGUUAUUGUGAUGUUUCCAUUGUGCUGAUGGCUCCUACUUUAGUUGAAGUCUUCCUCCUCAAUUGCCCUUAACCCCAGCUGCUGUAAUCUUCCAAUGCGCCAGGAGUUAACAGAGAUGACCAACCUACACACUCAUCAAGAGUUCCGUCUAUACGUGUCAUUUCAGCUCCUUCUCAAUUCAUAGAAGCUGUACUAUAGUUUUAAUGAAUGAAAUGGAAUAUAAAUAGUGGAGGCUGACCUUCCUUUUAUAUGCCUGUCCUUCAUUCAUAUAUCAUUUUUCAUUUAUAGAAGCUAUAAUACAGCUUCUAUGACUGGAGGAGGGGAUCUGAAAGGGCAAACUUAGUUGGCACUUGAUGAGUGCAUAUGAUAGAUCCCUCUCCACUCCGGAAGAUCUCAAUAGGGGUAGGAGGGAAGAUUGGAGAUGAAAGAUCAGGAGCCAGCAGCACAAGAAACAGCUCACACUGACUGUAAGGACUGUCCCUUGUGCUAAUUUAAAAAACAAAAUAAAAAUUUAAUUCAGAAAAUCAACUGAAUUUGCAUACACACUAUACAAAUUGUGGUCAGUUUCUAACUGCCCGAAAUUCGCUACUUGGGUGGUCCUGCUGGUCACCUCCCGCCCAGCAUCUAUUGAUUGCAAGGGCUGAAUGAAAAUAUCCUAUGGGGUUAAUUUACUAAAACUGAAGAGUGCAAACUCAGGUGCAGCUAUCACUAUCUGCUAUAUUAACAGUUCUGUGAGUGUCUCUGCUGUAGGAGAGCAGGAAAGUAGCCAUAGACAUGUCUUUCCUCUGUAGCUCUAGGACCCACCUCUGUUGGAAAGAAAGGAAAUAGUGGAAAUGGGGAAUUGAGGUAUACUGAGUAUACAUUCUGAAGCUAGCAAGGCUGAACUCAACAGCAGGGCAAAUGCAUAUGUAUAAUAGAUAUAGUGAAUGACUUUGUAGACCAUAUUCAGUAAAAACAAUCACAUCUAUUCCUGUAAAAGAGACAUUUUCACUGUAUUGCCAGUACUCACCAGAAUACAUACUAUUCCCGGUUUACCCAACUACCUACAUUUGGUCAAUAUGUGUCUCGUAGAAGAGACAUAUUUUGCAUUAGCCAAGAUAAUGCAUUGAAAAGGCGAUGUUGUUUUGUAAAACCAGAAAUAUUUAUUUGAAAUGUCCUCUGGUGUUGUCCACUGAUAGGAAAAUCUAGGCAUGUAAAUUGUUGCAUUAUACUACUUGUAAUCACUCUCUAAUAAAAGUCAUGGAUAGGAAAACCA